Molecule: messenger RNA, 529 nt
Organism: Prorocentrum cordatum
Lineage: Eukaryota; Dinophyceae; Prorocentrales; Prorocentraceae
Source: the annotation of a GenBank genome assembly
GUGCAGCUGCGCGGUCUAGCGGGUCGCGCGCUAGCGUGGCAGAAGGUCCCCAUCAAGGGCUUCAAGAUCCAGCAGAAAGACGAGGCCUACGUCUGGGGUGACACCAGCGGCUGGGCGGCCUACCGCGGGCGUCAUCUCGGCUGCCGAGUCCAGAAGGUCCCCUUGGAGGUGGCCUGGGCGCAGACGCUGGCCCGAAGGGUCCCCCCAGAGGGGCAACGGUGGCUCAGCCUCCGACGGCUCGUGCAUCAGCAUACCCAGGCCGUGGAGCGCCAGGACCUGACGCUGGCACGCCGCCUCGCAGAGCAGGCCGGCCCCCUUGCUGCGGCCUUGCAGUCCGCCGGGGAGGAGUCGUUGCAGGGCAUUUCGAUCCCGGAGCUGCUUGAGCAGGCGCCGCGGCUCGCCGGGGCCCUCGGUCGUGAGUGCGACCGCCGAGUCAAGGCAGCAGCUGCCGAGGCGCGGCGCGCCUGGUCUGCCUUCGCGCAGGAGGCCGUGGCUGGCAGUGGCAGGGCCGCCCACAGGGUCAGCAGAG